UGAAUGUAAUAAAUUUCGGAAAUGUCAGAUUUCAGCCAAGCGAGCCGGUUAGUUUUUGUCUAAAUUAUAAUCCCAAAUGAACUUUCUUUUUAACUGUACGCUGAAAUAAAGCUAACACUGCUAUAAACAAGAUGUCUGAAGUAGAAAAUAAUGAAACACCAGUUCAAAAUGAAGAGAAAGAUUAUGUCGAAGAUGGCAAAAAUAAGUUUAUUGUUAAGUGUAAAUUCUGCGGCUCAAGAAUAUUAGACAAGAAAUCAGCGAAGUAUAUCACGAUAGAGAAAGAUCUGCCAUUGAUGCAACAAGACAACAACAGGAAAGAGGGUGAAAUACAAAAUGAAUCUGUAAAUGAAUUCUAUCAUGUUGAAAACAUGUAUACAUUUGAAAAUAUUGGUUUUACACACACUGUAGCUAAUUGCAAAUAUUUAAGUUGUGCGGAUUGUGAUGCGGGACCUGUUGGUUACUAUGAUAAUGAUACGAAACAUAGUUAUGUAGCUAUAUCCAGAAUUGUACAUGCUUAAAAUAAAGUUUUUUUUAUUUCUU
This is a messenger RNA of Trichoplusia ni (cabbage looper), 540 nucleotides long. It is a transcript of the gene strat, whose product is annotated as guanine nucleotide exchange factor MSS4 homolog. Gene Ontology annotation, biological process: post-Golgi vesicle-mediated transport; small GTPase-mediated signal transduction. The transcript has 2 exons. Gene Ontology annotation, cellular component: cytosol; membrane. Gene Ontology annotation, molecular function: zinc ion binding; guanyl-nucleotide exchange factor activity. NCBI's taxonomy places the organism in Eukaryota, Metazoa, Arthropoda, Insecta, Lepidoptera, Noctuidae. The record is from RefSeq and is a predicted model, not a curated record. Bases 132 to 518 code for a protein of 128 amino acids.